[Torrubiella] hemipterigena is the source of this 2025-nucleotide messenger RNA. The record is from the annotation of a GenBank genome assembly. Lineage: Eukaryota; Fungi; Ascomycota; Sordariomycetes; Hypocreales; Clavicipitaceae.
AUGGCGUACAAACGAUCCAGGUCGACCUACGAGUCCGGCAAUAGCGCCCCGUUUGUGGUGUUUGGCACCCCUUUGCCAGACGAAGCCGACAGAGACGACAAUAGUUACCUACCACUGUGGAAACAGGAUGUCCGCGAUGAGCGAGGUCGCAAGCGUCUCCACGGCGCAUUUACAGGAGGUUGGAGUGCUGGCUACUUCAACACAGUCGGUUCCAAAGAAGGCUGGGCACCGUCUACAUUCGUAUCGAGCCGGUCUAAUCGACACAAGGAUGAUGAUCGAACUAUACAACAACGAGCCGAAGACUACAUGGAUGACGAAGAUCUAGCAGAUGCGGCCGAGGCUCAACGUGUGCAAACCGCUGAUGCGUUUAGUGGAUUGGGCAACUCGACUCAACGCGAAAUAGAAGGUGGAGGUCUUGCCGGAUUAUUUCGACCUCAGGGCGAAACAAUGGGCUUAAAGUUACUGCGAAGGAUGGGAUGGAAAGAUGGACAAGGUAUUGGACCUCGUAUCAAGCGCGCUGCUCGACUUGAUGACGGCAACGGCUCUCUGCAGGCCAAUACCACGGUGCAUUCAUUUGCUCCCACAAAUGUGCCGGUUGUCAAGCUAGUGGAAAAGACAGACAAACAGGGCCUUGGGUUCCAAGGAGAAAGAAAGCUGGGGUCUUUAUCAAAGACCGAUGACACGCAUGACGACAUAGACCACCAGCUCGGCCUCGACAACCCCAGCAAACACAAGGCCAAAUCACGAGGUGGCAUAGGUAUGGGUAUUCUUAACGACACAGGCUCAGAUGACGAAGAUCCGUAUGAGAUGGGCCCCUCGAUUAAAUACAAUAGAGUCAUGGGAGGAGAAAAGAAGAAGAAGAAAAAGGCCACGGCGGCCAUCAAUCCGGCACUGAAAAACGCACCAGUUUUUAUACCCAAAGGCUCUAGAUCUGGGAACAAAUUACAGCGCUGUCACGACGGCAAACUACCGCUGGACGGGUUUGUGUUAACGAGAGCUAUUGAGGAUGUGACUGCAAUGCUUGCCAAACUAGUGCAAUUUGCUCCGCCAACGAUACCAGAAGGUUGGAAGUCAUCUAUAUCGCCUCAAGCUACAGAGGGUGCAGUGUACAAGUCAACCAUUGAUGCCGCCAAGGAGUCAACAUUGGACCCCAAAGCGAGAGCAGCAAUAUUAGGAGAAAAAGCUCUUCCCGGUAAAUCCGUUUUCGACUUCCUCUCACCAGCCGCACGUGAACAGAUGGUUUCUGCUUCUGGUAAUGCAAAUCUGCCCCCAGCCAGGGGAGAAAUCCCGGCUGGUUUCGAGCCCUCUGUGGAAGAGCGAAACGCAGCUCUUCUUGACCGCAUCCAAUUGGUAGAUCGUGAUACAGCUAUUGCGGCAAUUGCACGAGGAUCAAGAGGCCCCUAUGCAGAUAACGAAGCCAAACGAGCAAGAUACAAGGUCUACCUCGAACACGCCAUCAAGUCGGAAACAGCGCUGCCAGAGCGUCUCCCAAACACAACAGAAGACGAUUAUGUCAAGGAAAUGAGCGAAUAUUAUAACUGUGCACGAAUAUUUAAACCAAUGACGGGGUUUAUGGCAUCUCGAUUUACCACCGCUAAAUCGUCAUCGACUCUACCGGGCUCAGGCUCUAGCAAUUCGCAGGAUCUGCUAACACAGCCGGUUGCAGCACCUAAAGACCCCGCAGAAGAAGCUGCAAAGGUUGGAAUGUAUGGCACUAUGACACGAACAGUCAUUGACUUUUACCCAACACGACUCUUGUGCAAGAGAUUCAAUGUCAGGCCUCCAGAGCAUGUUAGCAAGGAUGCCGAAGAGCCGCUGGCAACUGAAACGAGGGCUGCACAAGGCUAUGCUGCCUCUUCUUCUGAGGCAGUAAAUGCCCACGCAUUGAUGAUAAAACCAAAAGAAGACUUGGAAAUACCACAACCAGUUGAAAUUGACCCUACGCAGAAUGCCGCGGUGGAGGGCAAGACAGCAAAUGCCGAUGUGCUGCACGCCAUUUUUGGCGACAGCGAUGACGAUGAAUGA